AUGGCCAGCGUAUCCUAUCAUAUUGCAAAUCUUUUGGAGAAGAUGACCUCCAGUGACAAAGACUUUCGUUUUAUGGCUACAAAUGACUUAAUGGGAGAAUUACAGAAAGAUUCUAUAAAAUUGGAUGAUGAUAGUGAAAAAAAAGUUGUAAAAAUGUUGUUGAAGUUACUUGAGGACAAGAAUGGAGAAGUUCAAAAUUUAGCUGUAAAAUGCAUGGGACCUUUGGUAAACAAAGUAAAGGAGUUCCAGGUUGAAACAAUAGUGGAUACAUUAUGCAGCAACAUGUUAUCAGAAAAAGAACAGCUGAGAGAUAUAUCCAGCAUAGGUUUAAAAAUAGUAAUUAGUGAAUUGCCACCUUCGUCCACUUCACUUGCCGGUAGUAUCUGUAAAAAGAUAACAGGACGACUAACUAGUGCUAUUUCAAAAGAAGAUGUCUCUGUUCAAUUAGAAGCCUUGGAUAUUCUUGGUGAUCUACUCAGUAGAUUUGGAGGUUUACUUAUUAAUUUUCAUUCCACCAUCCUUCAAUCUCUACUCCCACAAUUGUCCAGUCCUCGUUUGGCUGUCAGGAAAAGAGCCAUUGUUGCUAUUGGCUACCUUGUAAUGAGUUGUAACAAUGAGUUGUACCAAGAAUUAAUUAACUUCCUUUUGGCGGAAUUGGAGAGAAAUGUCUCCACAUCUACAACUCGUACUUAUAUUCAGGCUGUCGGUGCUAUCAGCCGUCAGUCUGGUCACCGAUUUGGUGAAUACCUUGACAAAAUGGUUCCUCUUGUAGUUGGUUUUUGCAAUGAAGAAGAUGACGAAUUACGGGAAUAUUGUCUGCAAGGUUUUGAGUCUUUUGUUCGUCGUUGUCCUAAAGAAAUAACUCCAUUUGUGGAACAGAUAACUCCUAUCUGUCUGAACUACAUCUGUUAUGAUCCUAAUUACAACUAUGAUGAUGACGAUGAAGAAUCCAUGGACACAGGACUUGAAGAGGACGAGGAUGAAGACUCAGAAGAAGAAUACAGUGAUGAUGACGACAUGAGUUGGAAAGUGCGCCGUGCUGCAGCCAAGUGCCUCGAUGCUAUUAUUGGAAGCUGGCAUGAGAUGCUGCCAGAUUUCUACAAAAAUAUUUCAUCUGCUUUAAUUGCAAGAUUUAAAGAGAGAGAAGAAAAUGUGAAGGCUGAUAUCUUCCAUGCUUAUAUUACUUUGCUUCGUCAGACUAAACCAGCCGUCUCGUCUGGACCUGAUUCUAUGGAUCAUGAAGAAGGACCUGUAGCAAUGCUUCAAGCUCAAGUUCCUAGUAUAGUGAAAGCUAUCCACAAACAAAUGAAGGAGAAAAGCGUGAAAACUCGUCAAGGAUGUAUUGGCUUGUUGAUGGAAUUGGUUCAAGUGCUACCUGGGGCUCUAACCAACCAUAUGCCGGCUCUUAUUCCUGGCAUAUUAUAUUCUUUUAGUGACAGAAGUUUCAGCUCCAAUAUGAAAAUAGAUACAUUAGCAUUCCUAAACUGUUUGAUGGUGAACCACAGCCCAGUCGUGUUUCAUACUCAUAUCGAGGUUCUUGUACCUCCAAUCAUUUCUGCUGUGAAUGAUCCCUUCUAUAAAAUUACAUCUGAAGCCUUGUUGGUUAUGCAGCAGCUUGUUAAGGUUAUACGACCUUUAGAUGCUCCAUAUAAUUUUAAUUUUGAGCCUUUUGUAAAGGACUUAUACAGCUGUGUGUUGUGUCGGUUGAAAGCUGCAGAUAUUGAUCAGGAAGUGAAAGAAAGAGCAAUCACCUGCAUGGGACAAAUUAUUAGAAACCUUGGUGAUAGCUUGAAUGAAGAAUUAAAAGUCUGUUUGCCUAUACUUUUGGAACGUUUGAAAAAUGAAAUCACUCGUUUAACUGCUGUUAAUGCCUUCAGCAUGAUUGCCGGUUCACCAUUAAAAAUUGAUUUGAGGCCAGUUUUGGAUGAAGCCAUUCCUAUCCUUUCUACUUUCCUCCGAAAAAAUCAUCGGGCUUUGAAGUUGAAAACUUUGGCUUGUCUGGAUGUUCUUGUAAAGAAUUAUGGUACAGCUCUUACUCCUGAAAUGAUUGGCAACAUGAUGGAAGAAAUGCCACCACUGAUUAAUGAAAAUGAUCUUCAUGUAUCUCAGCUCACUCUCAACCUGCUCACGUCCAUCUCCCACAUACACCCCGCUUCUAUGACAAAUAUCCAGCAGGAAAUGCUGCCACAGAUUUUGCUGUUAGUGCAAUCUCCCUUGUUGCAAGGUGGUGCACUUGAUUCCAUCCUAGAAUUUUUCAAGGCACUUGUUAAUGCUGAUUUGUCCAAACUAAGUUCAAGAGACCUUCUUCAGAUGCUCAUUACACCUGUAUAUAACCCUCCAAUAAUACAGCCCAGUAAUGCCGUCUUGGCUGUACAUAAACAAGCUUUUCACUCAAUUGCUAAAUGUGUAGCUGCAAUAAUUGGUCAAACAGAAGCUCCCAAAGUAAUUAACCAAUUUGUUACUGAUAUUAGGCAUACUAAAUCUUCAGAUUCAGUAAAACUAUUCUCAUUGUUAGCUUUGGGUGAAAUAGGCAGGCAGAUGGAUCUCAGUGGCUAUGGAAAAAUUGAAAAUGUGAUAUUAGAAUCAUUUUCAUCUCAGAAUGAAGAAAUUAAGGCAGCAGCAUCUUAUGCUUUAGGUAAUGUAAGUGUGGGUAAUCUUCCAUAUUUCCUGCCUUUUGUUCUUCAAGAAAUAAAGAAUCAACCAAAAAGACAAUAUCUCCUUUUACAUUCACUGAAAGAGAUUAUUAGUUGUCAGUCUGUGAGUGAAAUGGAUGUAGAUCAUCUAAAACCUUAUGUGGAAGAUAUUUGGACAAUGUUGUUUGCUCAUUGUGAAUGUCCAGAAGAAGGAACUCGUAAUGUAGUUUCUGAAUGUCUUGGCAAACUGACUUUAAUCGAUCCUUCAACUUUGUUGAAUAAUCUCAAGAGCUACUUAAAUUCACCUUCUGCGUAUACUAGGAGUACUGUAGUUACGGCAGUCAAGUUCACCAUUUCAGAUCAGCCUCAAGGUAUAGAUUCUCUGCUUCGGUCAUAUAUUGGAGACUUCUUGAAAACCCUUCAAGAUCCUGAUCUGAAUGUGCGCCGGGUUGCUCUGAUUACUUUCAACUCUGCUGCUCAUAACAAACCAUCACUUAUUCGAGAAUUACUGGACGCUAUUCUUCCACACCUCUAUCAUGAGACAAAAGUUAGAAAAGAAUUAAUUCGAGAAGUGGAGAUGGGACCCUUUAAACAUACUUUAGAUGAUGGACUUGAUAUUCGGAAGGCUGCAUUUGAGUGUAUGUACACUUUGCUUGAUUCCUGCUUAGAUCGAUUGGAUAUAUUUGAAUUCCUCAACCAUGUGGAAGAUGGCCUCAAAGAUCAUUAUGACAUAAAAAUGUUGACAUAUCUUAUGCUUGUUAGGCUGGCACAUUUGUGUCCCAAUGCAGUUUUGCAGAAAUUAGAUCGUCUGGUAGAACCAUUACGAACUACUUGUACUACUAAAGUGAAAGCACAUUCUGUCAAGCAGGAGUUUGAAAAACAAGAUGAACUAAAACGAUCAGCAAUGAGAGCUGUGGCUUCCCUACUUAGUAUAACCGAUUCUGGCAAAAAUCCAAUUGUGAAUGAAUUUCUUGUACAAAUCAAAGGCAACACUGAGCUGUCGGCAAUGUUUGAUGCAAUACAGAAGGAUGUGAAUACAACUGGCUCAGAUUCCCUGAUGGAUACAAGCUGA
Acanthosepion pharaonis is the source of this 3705-nucleotide messenger RNA. NCBI's taxonomy places the organism in Eukaryota, Metazoa, Mollusca, Cephalopoda, Sepiida, Sepiidae. The record is from the annotation of a GenBank genome assembly.